AUGACGGAUGAAGGAGUAACCAUAGAUCUCUCACAAAAGCCAACUACUGAUGGGGACCCUGGACAAACUUAUACUGGAGAUAAUCAUGUUAAAAUUAAAGUUAGAAGAUCUUUCUGUCCUCCUGACCAAGGACUCGCUGCAAAUUUCUUCAAGUACAUACAUAUUCUUGAGACUGGAGGAGAAUUCAUACUAAAGGAAAUCCAGAAUAAUACUCCUAUAUCUAUCAUUCAUGACAUAAAGAAUGUUACCUCCGUUUCCGCCUAUUACUGGAAGCAUGAAGAGGGUGGACCUAAGACAUCCUUGCUAGUGGAAGUGAUACAAAAUAGUGGAAAAGGUGGAACUAAGUACUACGCCAAUAUAAAGGAUAGUAGUGUUAAUAAGUGGACUCAACUUCCUGGACCUCAAGGACCUCCACUCACAAAUAAUGAUUUUGAAAGAACACUAAAUGACCUAGUCUGUUCGAACUUUGAUGCGGUCACAAUGGAUAUAUCACAUAAUGCAUCCUUUGCUGUAUGGAAUAGUAAAAAACCAUACUGUUGCCGUUGCAAUAAGCAUAGUCUGAUAGAAAGGAAGAUCACUGUUACUAAGAACUCAGUUCCAGCUUCUCCUCAAAUUGAAUACUAUAAGCACGAUAUUUCUGUUGGAAACAGUAGACUAGCAGGCAUUAACUAUUAUCCUAAAGGUACCAAUGCUAGUACUCCCAGUAAAAGAAGACGUAUAAAGUCCACCGAGUUGAACUUUCCCAUGACUAGUGUACAAGCCGUAUAUGUAUUCUGCUGUGAUCGCAAUCCAGUACUAAUAUAUAUCGAGGGUGGAAACCCAGCUAAGGGCUGGUACAAGAAGCCCUCCAGUGAUAAUACCGAAUGGACGAGGGUACAGGGUAUAUCAAAGGAUCCAGAUAACAUAAAAGACUGUAAUAAUGAGGACUUUAAAAAACUUGUGGAGGAACUAAGACUAUUCGGUUGUCAAAACUUGAAAACAUGUAACAAACCUACUCAAUCCUCACAUACAGGACCAGGUGCUGCCAGUCUUCCUGGACCUGCUGAAGGUGCUGCUGGACCUAAAGCUGUAGGAGCACCUGGUAAAGAUGGUCCUCCUGGAGGUAAUGGACUUAUAGGACCUAAUGUUGAAGGAGACCCUGAUGGUCUUGGUAGAGGUAGUGAUGGUAAAUCUGAUAGUUCUGAUUCUAGUGAUAGUAAAGCUGAUACUACUCAAGGUGGAGUUGCUUCUGAUGGAGAUGGUACUGGAUCUACUCAAUCCUCACCGCAACUCUACGACCCUCCUGGUCCUACAGCUCCUGAUUCUCCUAAAGCUGCUGAAUUUGGUACUGGGGCCGCUGAAGCUCCUGUUAUUGCUACUAUUGGAUACUUUUUUGCUACUUCUGCAGGAUCCGGAUUAACUGGCUUCUUGGGAUAUAAGGGUUAUAAACUCUACCAAAGCUUUAAAGGAGAUCCUUGGGUUAGGCAGAUUUAG
Molecule: messenger RNA, 1473 nt
Organism: Theileria equi strain WA
Lineage: Eukaryota; Apicomplexa; Aconoidasida; Piroplasmida; Theileriidae
Exons: 1
Coding region: 1-1473 (490 amino acids)
Source: RefSeq, a predicted model, not a curated record